CUUCUCACACUAUACUAGAAAACCGGCCAUAUCAUAUCAUAUCAUGACAUUGAAUCGCUCCACCAUUGCCGUCCGGUCCCAGAGGAGCCUUUCCAAUUGGCACAUUCCUAACAGCUUUCCAUGAAAAGGCUCCUAUUUUCUUGAUUUCUUCCCUUCUAUCUUUCUUUAGCCCCUUCCCCUCUGCCUAUUGUGUUCAACUUUGUCUUUUUGUAGUUGCCAUUUUCGUUUUUCGUUGUUUUCUCCCUCUCACUCCACCUAUCACUUAGUUCCCUGCGAACCCUAGUCUGGGAUCUUGAAACCCAGAAGAACCCAGGGAUUUAUCAGCUAAAGGGUUUAUAGUUUUCCGGUUUUCUUGGAUUUUGGCAAUGGGGAAUUGUUUGGAGACUUCGAGGAAAUCGACGGCGGAGAUUGCGCCGGCGGACGUGAUGAAGAAGAAUCAGCCCACGGUCAAGCUCUACGGGGCGCCGUUCGGGAUUGAGACCUACUACAUCCGAUUCGCGCUUCUCUACAAGCCCGUUUCUCUCAAGUUCCUCCCCUCCGACCGCCACGACGCGCCGGUGAUCGAGUACAAGUCCGACAGCGUGUCCGGAUCGCCGGAAGUCAUGGUGCAGUUCCUCGAUGCGAAGUUCCCGGAGCCGCAGCUGCUGAAGGGGAGCGUGGGCGGGUGGUACGGCGAAACGACGCCGUUGCUGGUCUGGGUGGUGACUCUGCAGCACCGGAGCAUCCUGUGGCACCUGGACCGGAUGGUGAGGUGGGCCGAGGACCUCUCGGCGCGUGGGGGCAAGACGCGGGGUGAUCCGGCCAUGGGGAGCCCUAGGAUGGAGAUUAGGAAGUUCGGAAAAAGCUACUCUCAGUUGCUUGAGCUCUUACAGGAGCACGCUCAGAUGGAAGAGAGAGUCGUCUUCCCAAUCUUGGAAAAAGCCGAUCGAGGCUUAUGCAAAGCUGCAAAUGAGGAGCAUGCUAGGGAUUUGCCGGUAAUGAAUGGUAUCAAAGAAGACAUUAAAUCCAUUGGAGUUCUGGAUGCAGGGAACCCUGUCUACCAAGAGGCACUCUCCAAUCUCUCAACUCGGCUCAAAACUUUACAGGAGCAUUCAAAGCAGCACUUUGAAGAGGAAGAGAGGGAGUUACUGCCCCUAUUGGAGGCAGCCGAGCUGAGUAAACUACAGCAAGUCAGCGCGAUGGAGCAGUGCUUGGAUACAAUGCACGGAACGCACUCCCAUCUUUUCCGGUUCUUCAUGGAAGGCCUCCUUCCCCAGGAUGCUAUGCAGUAUAUGGACAUGAUCACCAAGUGCGGUGACAAAGACCACGUGUCCAAGAUGUUCAGGUUAGUAGUCGAGAAAGAGAAUAGCUUAGGCGUGGCAAUGGGCGAUCCUCAUUAACGAAGAUUGCCGGCCUGAUUGGAGAAAGAAUUCGUUUGCAGGGUUAACUACACAGCAUAGCUUUGCUUUUAGGUGAAGCAAACAUGAUAAUGUUUAGGCGGUGCCCGCUUUAAUAUUGCCUUUUCUUCAUCUAAUGUGGCCAGUGGGCAACAUGUUGAAUCUGUAAGCUGUAGACCACUUUUAUCUUUUAUGUCUUGAUUAUGCAGAUGUGAGAAACACCAAAAAAAGGGAAAAAAAAAAUGUAUGAGAGCUUAGUUUGUAGAUGGGCAUCUUUGAAUACUGUUUUCUGCUACUGUAAAUGACAAACAAAAAUUAUCUUUCUUGUACGUAAAUAACAGUUGUUGACCUUGGGCAGUUGUGCAUUUUUCAUGCUUUGCUGUGUA
Ipomoea triloba (trilobed morning glory) is the source of this 1762-nucleotide messenger RNA. RefSeq lists its product as uncharacterized. The transcript is spliced from 3 exons. NCBI's taxonomy places the organism in Eukaryota, Viridiplantae, Streptophyta, Magnoliopsida, Solanales, Convolvulaceae. Bases 366 to 1379 code for a protein of 337 amino acids. The record is from RefSeq and is a predicted model, not a curated record.